CUGUCUUAGUUUUUAUCAGGCGCUUUGGGGGGAGAAGGGGGACAAUCCACAGACCGCGACAGCCUGCGCCCCGCCGGAGCUGGAAUGUGAAAAGCAGCCCCAGCAGGGCCAUGUAUUGGAAGAGCGACCCGAUGUUUGUGUGUAAACUAGAAGAGAAGGACGUGCCGGGGCUGGCCGUCCCCCACGAGAAGAGCCGGAGGCUCAUGUCGGAGGAGUGCGGGCGCACCGCAGCCCUGGCGGCCGGGAGGACUCGGAAGGGCGCCGGGGACGAAGGACUGGUGAGCCCCGAGGGAGCGGGGGACGAGGACUCGAGCUCCUCCUCGGCCCCGCUGUCCCCGUCGUCCUCGCCGCGGUCCAUGGCCUCGGGCUCCGGCUGUCCGCCCGGCAAGUGCGUGUGCAGCAGCUGCGGCCUGGAGAUCGUGGACAAGUACCUGCUCAAGGUGAACGACCUGUGCUGGCAUGUCCGCUGCCUCUCCUGCAGUGUCUGCAGAACCUCCCUAGGAAGGCACACCAGCUGUUACAUUAAAGACAAGGACAUUUUCUGCAAGCUCGAUUAUUUCAGAAGAUACGGGACUCGCUGCUCUCGCUGCGGCAGACACAUCCACUCUACUGACUGGGUCCGGAGGGCCAAAGGAAAUGUCUAUCACUUGGCUUGCUUCGCCUGCUUUUCUUGCAAAAGGCAACUUUCCACGGGAGAGGAGUUUGCACUGGUGGAAGAGAAAGUCCUCUGCAGAGUGCAUUAUGACUGCAUGCUUGAUAAUUUAAAAAGAGAAGUGGAAAAUGGUAAUGGAAUUAGUGUGGAAGGUGCCCUCCUCACAGAACAAGAUGUUAAUCAUCCAAAACCAGCAAAAAGAGCUCGGACCAGCUUUACUGCAGAUCAGCUCCAGGUUAUGCAAGCACAAUUUGCUCAGGACAACAACCCAGAUGCGCAGACGCUCCAGAAACUGGCGGAACGGACAGGCUUGAGCAGACGUGUGAUCCAGGUGUGGUUUCAGAACUGUAGAGCCCGCCACAAGAAGCAUGUCAGUCCCAACCACUCCUCCUCUGCCCCCGUCACUGCUGUCCCGCCCUCCAGGCUGUCCCCACCCAUGCUGGAAGAAAUGGCCUACUCAGCGUACGUGCCGCAGGACGGGAUGCUCACCGCGCUGCACAGCUACAUGGAUGCUCAUUCACCAACAACUCUUGGACUCCAGCCCUUGUUACCCCAUUCUGUGACACAACUGCCGAUAAGUCAUACCUAAUUCCUUUUUUCAGGGAGAGAAAUGAUUAAGGUUAUAAACUUGUCGUUCAUUAUGUAUAAAAUAUCAUUGAAAAGAUAGUAAUGUUAAUUUUUUAUUUAACACCCAAAGGAUUUCCAACAUCACUUUGCUGCCCAGAUAUGUAUCUAUAGGUGGCCUGCAAGACACUUUUAUUGACUCUUCAGUUUUUGUUUUUUGUUUUAUUUUGGUAAAACUUAUGUUUACAAGAAGAAAACAAAUCAAAACAUUUUUUUUUUUGUAUUGUCUGGAAAUAGUUCACUCUAGUGUGUAUCUGUUAAUUUAUUUGUCAUCAAAAGAGCACUUUGCCUAAAAGAAAGGACUGACAAGUGUGCAAAAUGUUUACAAUCUUUUGUGAAAUUGUAGUUUAUCAUUAGUUUGUAUCUGUAAGUUAUUGUUAUAAAUAUUACCUGUAUUUUUUGUUAUAUGCAACUUUAUACUUUGAUGCUUGUAUCUGUGAACUUACAACUGAAAUUGAUUUUGCCCAUGUUUUCUGAAUGAACUGAAUAAAGCUUUUGUUGCGGCAUGCCAUGCAAACACGGUGUCGUGUUUGUGGUUGAUGAAUCACAGCUGUAAACAACACUAUCAUUUAAUAAGCCCACGCUUCUAAGUUUAUUAAACAUUUUCCAUUCUUGUGAAAGUU
Molecule: messenger RNA, 1899 nt
Organism: Octodon degus (degu)
Lineage: Eukaryota; Metazoa; Chordata; Mammalia; Rodentia; Octodontidae
Gene: Lhx8
Product: LIM homeobox 8
Exons: 9
Coding region: 111-1241 (376 amino acids)
Biological process (GO): neuron differentiation; regulation of transcription by RNA polymerase II; forebrain neuron development
Cellular component (GO): nucleus
Molecular function (GO): DNA-binding transcription factor activity, RNA polymerase II-specific; RNA polymerase II transcription regulatory region sequence-specific DNA binding
Source: RefSeq, a predicted model, not a curated record